Closterium sp. Yama58-4 is the source of this 756-nucleotide messenger RNA. The record is from the annotation of a GenBank genome assembly. Lineage: Eukaryota; Viridiplantae; Streptophyta; Zygnematophyceae; Desmidiales; Closteriaceae.
AUGACUAGGUUUCAGGGAACUCAUCCGACAUUAGAUGAGGUCCGUGCAUACCUAAACUCGGACCACUUGGAGGAGAUGCGGCACAGCAUCCAUCAAUCAGCAGCCGACAUGUGGAUCGCGGAAGAGCAAUUCAAGUCGUGUCUGGAGCAAGCUUUGUCGAAUCAUCCCUUCGCCACGUCCCAGCCUAUUCGUCGUUACGGAGACGCGACAGCCGGGGAGACUGUGUCUAGUGUCUCGGCGGAUUAUUCGAACAAGCUAGUCACCAUGAAGACUCAAGUGUUGAUCACCAUACUGCUGUGCCUCGCGCUGGCCCACGCCGCGCAAGCAUCAAGCAGCAAUUUCGAGAAAUACGCCGUGCGCAACUCCGUCCGCAGCGGCAGCGCGCACCGACUGAGGUGGCGUAAGCUGACAGAGCUUCCCACUUGCGUCAAUCAAACACUCUGCGGAUCACUCUGCGUGGAUGUUUUGACCGACAUUAACAACUGUGGCGUGUGCUCCAACUUCUGCGACCUCACCCAAAUCUGCUGCAACGGCACGUGCAUCAACCCUAACACCAACAACGCCCACUGCGGCGCCUGCGGUGCCAGGUGCCCAGGCACCUGCGCCGCGGGUGUGUGCAACUACGGCGGGGUGUCCUCCUCACCUGGGAACGGUGGUGCUGGCCCUGUCGUCCCCGCUACGGGUGGUAAUGGCCCUGUCGUCCCCGGUACUGGUGGUGCUGCUGCUGGUGGCCCUGGGAAAUCUGGCAAGCCCUAA